This is a messenger RNA of Eucalyptus grandis, 1190 nucleotides long. RefSeq lists its product as uncharacterized. The record is from RefSeq and is a predicted model, not a curated record. The transcript is spliced from 2 exons. NCBI's taxonomy places the organism in Eukaryota, Viridiplantae, Streptophyta, Magnoliopsida, Myrtales, Myrtaceae. Gene Ontology annotation, cellular component: chloroplast thylakoid membrane. Bases 162 to 854 code for a protein of 230 amino acids.
GGCCGAGGUGUCGACAGCGCGCAGUGUCUGGGGCGAUAUCUCAAAGCUGUCGUCUCCUUCAAUCCCUGUGGAUCAUCCGGUCCUUGGAGACGACACUCCACUGCCGCCACAAACGCCACCUGCGUCUCAUGGUUGGACCGUAGGUAGAACAACCACAAACCAUGGCUGUUUCCUUGAACUCGGUCGUGGGUUUCGGCUCCCAGGUGCAGGUAAGGAGCCGGCAGGUGUCUACUUCUUAUCUGAAAGGUUCUGAAUUCAAGCAAAACAGCUUUCUCUCCCAUUUGAGUAUGCCUCGCUUAGGCAAAGCACGUCGGGAACUGCAUCUUUCAGUUGCAGAGAGUGACCAAUUUUCCAUAGACUCUGCAGUUAGGAAUUCUGGUGAUGCUGAGAAAUCAGUUUCUGAAAUUGGUGUCGAGAGCUCCAGGGACAUUACAUCUGAAACUUCCAGUGGACCAGUCCCUAAUUCAAAUCCAGACCAGGAUCAGUCAUUGAAUGCCAAGUCGCAAUCUACACCAAAAAGAUCGCCCUUAACUGCGCGAGAGAGACUAAGGGCAGCCCGAGUUCUGAGCCGAUACUCUGAAGCAAAGACAUUGAAAUCAGAAAUGGGUAGCAAAGUAUUGGAUGCUCUAAAAGAGAGUGAUCGUGGGAAGAGGAGAUCUGGGCUUCCAGAAGCCCCUACUAACAUGUUUGAUGACAGCAAGCGUGGAAUGCCUAAGAAGGGCUUGACAUUCCAGUUUCCAGGUGGUGUUGAUUUGUUUGUCGUCGCCUUCUCGUUUGUGUUUAUCAGCACAGUGAUGUUCGCAACGACUUACCUUGUGUGGAAAGUUGGAGCCAUCCAUUUUAAUGAGUACUAAGGUGGCGGAAAAUAGGAUUUUGGAUUUGUGAGCACGUGGAAGUGGAGAACUAUCCCAGUUGUAGAACUAUCCCAGUUGUAGGCACUUGAAAUGCUUCUGUGGAUUGAACAUUCCCACUUAUGGAUUAGAAAUUGCUUGGUUGAACCUUAUGUAGCCUCUGCUAUGUAGAUUAAUGCAUUUAAAUUACUAGCUUGAAUCUAGAUAAAUAGAAAAAACUUAGUUAUAUACUUCAAAUAGUUUGAAUGUGCUCCUAGUGUAUUCUUUUUCUGGUUCUCUGUUGUGAUAUAUCAACAAUGAUCGCUUCUGGGAUGAGCCCAGCAGUUGUUAGCUGCUCUU